ACCCCACCGUCCCUCCAGAUGUGGAAAGCCUCGGCCGGCCACGCGGUGCCCGUCGCCCAGGACGACGGGGGAGCCGACGAUUGGGAGACGGACCCUGACUUCGAGAAUGACGUGAGCGAGAAGGAGCAACGCUGGGGCGCCAAGACCGUGCAGGGCUCCGGGCACCAGGAGCACAUCAACAUUCACCAGCUGAGGGAGAACGUGUUUCAGGAGCACCAGACACUCAAGGAGAAGGAGCUGGAGGCCGGGCCCAAGGCCUCACACGGCUACGGCGGCAAGUUCGGCGUGGAGCAGGACAGGAUGGACAAGUCCGCCGUGGGCCACGAGUACCAGGCGAAGCUCGCUAAGCACUGCUCGCAGGUUGACUCUGUUCGCGGCUUCGGGGGCAAGUUCGGGGUCCAGGUGGACCGUGUGGACCAGUCCGCCGUGGGCUUCGAGUACCAGGGCAAGACCGAGAAGCACGCCUCCCAGAAAGACUACUCGAGCGGCUUCGGUGGCAAGUACGGCGUGCAGGCCGACCGUGUGGACAAGAGCGCCGUGGGCUUCGACUACCAGGGCCGCACGGAGAAGCACGAGUCCCAGAGAGAUUACUCCAAGGGCUUCGGCGGCAGGUACGGCGUCGACAAGGACAAGGUGGACAGGAGCGCCGUGGGCUUCGAGUACCAGGGCAAGACGGAGAAGCAUGAGUCCCAGAAGGACUACGUGAAAGGCUUCGGGGGCAAGUUUGGUGUGCAGACGGACAGACAGGACAAGUGUGCGCUGGGCUGGGACCACCAGGAGCAGCUGCAGUUACACGAGUCCCAGAGAGACUACGCCAAGGGCUUCGGAGGCAAGUACGGGGUGCAGCAGGACCGCAUGGACAAGAACGCGUCCACCUUCGAGGACGUGACCGCGGUGUCGUCCGUCUACCAGAAGACGGUCCCCGUGGAGGCAGCCGGCAGCAACACCAGCACCAUCAGAGCCAACUUCGAGAACCUGGCGAAGGAGCGUGAGCAGGAGGACCGGCGGCAGGCGGAGGCUGAGCGGGCCCAGCGUGUGGCCAGGGAGCGCCAGGAGCAAGACGCCGCCCGGCGGCAGCUGGCCGAGCAGGCGCUCGCCCAGAAGCAGAGCCCCCCCGCGUCCCCCACACCCCAGCCGGCUCAGGAGAGGCCCGCCAGCCCCGUGUACGAGGACGCGGUGCCCUUCAAGGCCGAAGCCGGUCACGGCGGGGAUGGCAGGGCAGAGCCGGAGCCAGUGUAUGGCGAGGAGGCCGCGGAGUAUGCUGAAGGCGGCCCGCAGGGCCCGGGGUUCACGCCCGAGGCUGUGUACGAGAGCGCCGAGGCGCCCGGCCUCUACCCUGCAGGGAACACCUACGAUGAGUACGAGACGGCUUUGGGCAUCACAGCCAUCGCUCUGUACGACUACCAGGCUGCGGGCGACGACGAGAUCUCCUUCGACCCGGACGACGUCGUCACCAACAUCGAGAUGGUCGACGACGGCUGGUGGCGGGGGCUGUGCCGGGGCCGCUUCGGCCUCUUCCCCGCCAACUACGUGGAGCUGCGGCAGUAGGCGGGCCCCGGGCGGCCGUGUGGGUGCUGCCCGCCCCGCAGAGCCCGGCCGUCGCCUCCCGGUUCUCCUCCACGCACGCCGGUGACGCUGCCCCCAGACGGGCGUCCGCGACAAGAGGCUGGGGGCCGGCCAGGGCGGGUCUGGAAGGUUCCGGAGCUUCUGACCGAGACGGAGCUUGCUGCCCCCGGCGCUGCCCUCAGCCGACACCCCGCCCGGCCCCCUUCACCGCCGCCCUUGCUCCCGCCUGCCCAGCCGCGUCCCCCGCCCAGACUGUCCCGCUGUCCCCGACUCGCCCAGAGAGGCCGCCUGCCGCUGGCGAUGCUUCCGGGGGUCUGCCACGUGACCCGCUGACACCGGGGUGCCUGUGCCGCUUGCGCUGGAGCCCCUGGGCCGUGGCUGCUGUGGCCGGGACGGCCCUGGCCCCGCGUCCUCUGGAGGCCGCCCUGGUGAUGCCCGUACCCCCACACAGCGGGCGGGGUUUUACCCGCAGUGGCCGCGCCGGGUCUGUGCACCUCGCAGGGUUUUUUAAAUUAAGUCCUCCAAAUAAACCUCUUUGAUCCACA
This is a messenger RNA of Erinaceus europaeus (western European hedgehog), 2111 nucleotides long. It is a transcript of the gene CTTN, whose product is annotated as cortactin. Gene Ontology annotation, cellular component: actin filament; cortical actin cytoskeleton; focal adhesion. Gene Ontology annotation, molecular function: actin filament binding. Lineage: Eukaryota; Metazoa; Chordata; Mammalia; Eulipotyphla; Erinaceidae. Gene Ontology annotation, biological process: regulation of actin filament polymerization. The coding region runs from base 19 to 1548 and encodes 509 amino acids. The record is from RefSeq and is a predicted model, not a curated record. The transcript has 15 exons.